Suillus bovinus is the source of this 1209-nucleotide messenger RNA. RefSeq names its product Isy1-like splicing factor. Gene Ontology annotation, cellular component: post-spliceosomal complex; catalytic step 2 spliceosome; Prp19 complex. The transcript has 5 exons. Gene Ontology annotation, biological process: mRNA 3'-splice site recognition; generation of catalytic spliceosome for second transesterification step. The coding region runs from base 63 to 920 and encodes 285 amino acids. NCBI's taxonomy places the organism in Eukaryota, Fungi, Basidiomycota, Agaricomycetes, Boletales, Suillaceae. The record is from RefSeq and is a predicted model, not a curated record.
UCGAACUUUGAAAGUGAAAGCGGAAGGUAAAAGCGAACUCACCUACUGCUCUAUAUCAGACCAUGGCCCGCAAUGAAGAAAAAGCACAGUCGAUGCUAUACCGGUUCCGAGAAGCUCAAGCAGCUGAGCUUGGCCUUGGGACGCGCGCAGAUCGUCGUCCAAAAAUGGCGAGCGCCUGCAAAAGUCUUAGGGAGUGCGAGCGGUGGAGAGGUGAAAUUCUGAGGGAACUAAGCCGGAAAGUGUCUAAGAUUCAGGACGCUGGUUUGACCGACUAUGAAGUUCGAGAUGUAAACGACGAAAUAAAUAAAUUAAUGCGGGAGAAGCGACAUUGGGAGAACCAGAUCAUUGCGCUGGGAGGUGCCAACUAUCGUCGGAAUGUGGCCAUGCUGGAUGAUGAUGGGAAGGAAGUACCUGGGACAAAAGGAUACAAGUACUUUGGCCGCGCUAAAGAUCUCCCAGGCGUGCGCGAGCUCUUUCAGAGCAAAAAGCAAGAGCAAGAGGAGGAAAACCAAGCGCUUUCAUUCUAUUCCAAGUUUAUGAAUCAAGGUCCCGCGUACUUUGGUGACCUGGACGAAGCAAAUGGAAAAUUGUUGGAGCAUGAGCGUGAAGCAGAGGAAAAGGAAUGGACAGACGAAUAUACGAACGUCCGCGAGAUCCUUGACCUCCCUAUUGACGACCCAAUACCUGACAUACCUCGUGGAUCGGGGAAAGAUGUCGAGAUGGACGCGGCGGAUUCUGUCGCCCCUUCAUCUGGAGGCGCAGACUCAAUGCGCGCGCACGCGAACGCAGCCGCUGCUUACGUGGGCUUUUUAUCACCAGAAGACCUGAUGUCUCCGAGACUUCCUACUAGGGAGGAAAUGGAGGGCGUGUUAUUAGCCCUCAGGAAACAAGCCCUGGUGGAGGAAUAUUUUGGCGAGUAGUUGUUGGUAUGCCUACUGAUUUACGCUGCUCCAUCAAGCUUCGACAUUAGAGUCUUCAUCUUCACCUCAACUACCUGAGCCAGGGGAAAUUGACGCAGUCUUGAUGCGCCUGAGCUAUCGGAAUUGAUGUCUCAAAGCUCGCGAAACAUAUGGUGCUGGUAUUGAUGGACACGACGAGUAGGUGCUCGACGCACAGAUUAUCCAGAAAUCGAAUACAUGUAUGAUAUUGUUGCCGUAGGCCAUGCAUAGUAGUUCAACACAGUAGAAUUGCAGCAAAAUGAAUCUGCGU